AUGCAGGGAGCCAGGGCCCCCAGGAGCCAGGGCCUGUCCCCCGGCGGGCUGGGCGCACUGGGCCGGCCCCGGGUCGUCCUGCUCACCUACGUGCUGGCCGGCCUGGAGCUCACCUGCCUCUUCAUGCAGUUCUCCACCCUGCCGUACCUGUCCCGGAGUCUGGGCCUGGACUCUAUGGCCUUCAGCUACCUGCAGACCACCUUUGGCGUGCUUCAGCUGCUGGGGGGCCCUGUGUUUGGCAGGUUCGCGGACCAGCGGGGGGCGCGGGCUGCCUUCACGCUGUCCUUCCUGGCGGCCUCAGCGCUCUACCUGCUCCUGGUGGCCGCCUGCAGCCCGGCCCUCCCCGGCGUGCCCUUGCUCUUCGCCUCCCGCCUGCCCUCGGUGUUCAUGCACACGCUGCCAGCCGCCCAGAUGGUGGUCACCGACCUGACGACGCCGGAGGAGCGCCCCUCGGCCCUGGGCCGGCUCGGCCUGUGCUUCGGCGUGGGCGUCAUCCUCGGCUCCCUGCUGGGCGGGACCCUCAGCACCUCGUGCGGGGUUCAGUGUCCUGCCUUGCUGGCCUUCGUGGCCAACCUCCUGGGCGCCGUCCUCAGCGUCACCUGCAUCCCCGCCAGCACCAAAGGGGCCAGGGCGGGGGCACAGAUGCCCGCCCCGGGGGGGGGCAGGGCCAGCGUCUUUGACCUGAAGGCCAUCACCCGCCUGCUGCUGCUGCCCGGCGUGCUGCCGGUGUUCCUGGUCAAGGUGGUGUCCAGCUUCCCCUCAGGGCUCUUCAUGGUCAUGUUCUCCAUCAUCUCCAUGGACUUCUUCCAGCUGGGGGCCGCCCAGGCUGGCUACCUCGGGUCCUUCUUCGGGGUGCUCCAGAUGGUCAUCCAGGGCCUGGUCAUCGGGCGGCUGAGCAGACACUUCUCGGAGGGGGCCCUGCUGCGGGCCAGCGUGCUGGUCUUCUGCUUGGUGGGCCUGGCCAUGGCGCUGAUGUCCAGUGUCUUCCACUUCUGCCUCCUGAUGCCGGGCCUGGUCUUCAGCCUGUGCGCCCUCCACGUGGUCACCGACAGCAUGCUGACCAAGGCCGUCUCGGCCGCCGACACGGGGACCAUGCUGGGGCUCUGCGCCGCCGUGCAGCCACUGACCCGCACCCUGGGGCCCACGCUCGGCGGCCUCCUGUACCGAAGGUUUGGUGUCUCCAUCUUCGGCCACGUGCAGUUCGCUGUUAACUUGCUGGUCCUCCUGGUCCUCUGGAAGCAGCCUGCGUUCCAGAAGGUGGACAAAGUCCGGUGACGGCGGCCUCCGGCACAGACUGGCAAUAAACUCGCUGG
Talpa occidentalis (Iberian mole) is the source of this 1313-nucleotide messenger RNA. RefSeq names its product solute carrier family 22 member 18 (gene SLC67A1). The record is from RefSeq and is a predicted model, not a curated record. Gene Ontology annotation, molecular function: transmembrane transporter activity. NCBI's taxonomy places the organism in Eukaryota, Metazoa, Chordata, Mammalia, Eulipotyphla, Talpidae. Gene Ontology annotation, biological process: transmembrane transport. The transcript has 11 exons. Bases 1 to 1275 code for a protein of 424 amino acids.